UUUGUCCUCCACCUACGAGAGUUACCGGUUCUUUGAUUUCGAACAUACACACCCCACCCCCUAACUGGUUACCGGACCCCCCCCCGACCGACCGCUACUGAAGUUGCCAUCAUGUCCUGGGCAGGGUUCAAGAAAAAUGUCAACCGCGCUACCACGCAGGUGAUGAUGAAGACGGGACAUGUGGAGCGCACAAGUGAUCGCGAUUAUGAGAUUGAAGAGCGUCGGUACCGGACGAUGGAAGCCGCCGCAAAUCGGUUACAGAAAGAGGCAAAGGGAUACUUGGAUUCGCUACGAGCUAUGACUGCCUCGCAGAUGCGGAUCGCUGAGACUAUUGAUGCCUUCUAUGGUGAUGCUGGAACCAACGACGGAGUGAGUCGGAGUUAUAAGCAGGCUGUGGAGGAUCUGGAUGCGGAAACGAUCAAGGCGCUGGACGGCCCGUACCGCUCGACUGUGUUGGAACCCAUCUCUCGGUUCUGUGCCUACUUCCCGGAUAUCAACGAGUGCAUCAAGAAGCGCAACCACAAGUUACUCGAUUACGAUUCGAUGCGCGCCAAGGUCAAGAAGCUGGUUGAGAAGCCCGAUAAGGAUGCGACGAAACUGCCCCGGACGGAGCGCGAGACGGAAAUCGCCAAGCAAGCGUAUGAGCAGUUGAACGAACAGCUCUUCACUGAACUGCCCCAGCUCAUCGACCUGCGAGUGCCGUACCUGGAUCCUAGCUUCGAGGCCCUGGUGAAGAUUCAACUGCGGUUCUGCGCGGAGGCAUACUCGCGCAUGGCGCAGGUGCAACAGUACUUGGAUGCGGAAACGAGGGAUCAGUAUGCUCGGGGAGACCUGGACAACCGGGUGGAAGAGGUGUUGCAGGAGAUUCGGGAUUUGAGCAUAGCAGGCACGGUCUGAUAGUUCGUGGUACUUUGGAGUGGGAGUUCAAUUCUUUGCUUGUCUGUUUUCUUCAAUUGCGUGUGAUGAUAGCCGCUGUAAUCAUUCUGCAUCCAAGCCUUGGCAUCAUUGUUAACACUAUUUCUUUUGAGAGUGUUCUUGAGUCGAAUCCAUAUGCACGUAGAUGAAAGAGUAGACUGCAGAGGGAAAAGCAAGUCUAAUAAUAU
Molecule: messenger RNA, 1103 nt
Organism: Aspergillus eucalypticola CBS 122712
Lineage: Eukaryota; Fungi; Ascomycota; Eurotiomycetes; Eurotiales; Aspergillaceae
Product: amphiphysin-like protein RVS161
Exons: 6
Coding region: 112-897 (261 amino acids)
Biological process (GO): actin cortical patch localization; actin filament organization; plasma membrane tubulation
Cellular component (GO): Rvs161p-Rvs167p complex; mating projection tip; actin cortical patch
Molecular function (GO): lipid binding; protein binding
Source: RefSeq, a predicted model, not a curated record